GCCGGGGCGGGCCCGGGCGGGCGCUGUGGCGGAGGAGCCGCCGCCAUUUCGGUGUCGCUGGGAGCGGGGCCGCGGCAGCGGCGAGGGGGCGGCGAUGGAACCCGGAGCCCGCCCGGGGGGCGGCGGAGCCCCGGGACAGUCCCGCGAGUACAAACUGGUGAUGCUGGGCGCGGGAGGCGUCGGCAAGAGCGCCAUGACCAUGCAAUUCAUCAGUCACCGGUUCCCAGAGGACCACGAUCCCACCAUUGAGGAUGCCUAUAAAAUCCGGAUACGCAUCGAUGAUGAACCUGCCAACCUGGAUAUUUUGGACACAGCAGGACAGGCCGAGUUCACAGCCAUGAGGGACCAGUACAUGAGGGCUGGUGAGGGUUUCAUCAUCUGCUACUCCAUCACUGACCGGCGCAGCUUCCACGAGGUGCGCGAGUUCAAGCAGCUCAUUUACCGCGUGCGCCGCACCGAUGACACCCCCGUGGUGCUGGUGGGCAACAAGUCCGACCUCACCCAGCUGCGCCAGGUGUCCAAAGAGGAGGGCUCUGCCUUGGCUCGGGAAUUCAACUGCCCCUUCUUUGAGACCUCGGCCGCCUUCCGCUACUACAUCGACGACGUGUUCCACGCGCUGGUGCGCGAGAUCCGCAGGAAGGAGAAGGAGGCUGUCAUGGCCAUGGAGAAGAAAUCCAAGCCCAAAAGCAGCGUCUGGAAAAGACUCAAGUCCCCCUUUCGGAGGAAGAAGGAUUCUGUCACUUGAACAGAAAAUUUUUCUGCAAAACAGGACAAAAGCUGUGACCUUUUGUAAGCAAAGCAGCUCGGUGACAAGGCUGACAGGAUGUGUGACACCCGAGGGACUUUGCGAGGGAGUGCGUAGCUCUGCCAGUUGUUUUUGUUUAGAGACGUGUUGCCUUGAUUCUGGGUGUUGAACUUCACACCCAGUGACAGUUGUACUUUGUUUGUUGUCAUUUUUUUACUGGACCCAGCACUUGUUGGCCACCAAGGCCGAUGGGUUCGUGGCCCUGCACUUUGGAGUGUUUGUCCUUGGUCACAGCGCCCUGGAACUGUGCAGAGCUGGAGCUGGACCUCUCUGAAUCCAUGUUGUUUGCACAGGAGGAUUUUGCUGCUCUCCAUAACAACAAUCCACAGUGUGAGGGCUUGAACAGGAGUUCACAAAGUGUCCUGGCCUUGGAGGUCACCGAGCAGAGCCAGGCUGGACUUGUGCCCUCAUGGAACAGAUUUCUUUCCAGGAAAAUCGCCGUGGAAUGCUUGUGUGCAAGUUCAUCCAAGUGAUCAGUUCACCAGCAGUGCUGUAGGUGGGAUGUAAACAAGGCAGAAUCACAGAAAUCAUUCCCAGAUCACCUCUGGGAUCAUCGAGUCCAACCUGUGACCCAGCACCACCCAGAGCAGAGCACUCAGUGCCACGUGCAGUCCUUGAAACACCUCCAGGGACAGUGACUCCACCACCUCCUGAGCAGCCCCUUCCAAAUUCCAUCCCCCUUUGUCACGAAGGUUCCUGUGGCAGCUGUGACUUGGCAGCAGUGCAGGAACCUGUGGGAUUUUCCUGCUGCAGACAGGACACAUGGAGCGUGAUGUGCUGGGAAAUCACAGCUUGGAGCUCCCUGGCUUGGUGCAAACCCUGGGGAACGGAGCACUGGCUUGUUCAGCCAGGUUUGUGUCAUCCUAAGGGCAGCAGUGACUCUGGGGAGUGUGAGUCCCUGGCAGUCAUUCCCAGCUAUUCUCUGGGAAUUGUUUUGCAGAGAAAACGGCUGAUGCUGAGCUUCUGUGCCCAGAGCUGGCAUUCCCUGAUCCUGCUGAGGCUCUCCCUGGAGCAGAGCAGGGAAAGCCAGGCCCAGCAGCUCCUCCCCUCGCUGGCCUCACCUGUGCAGGUGAUCCAGGCAGGGCUGGGGCAGUUCCUGAUGCUCAUAAAGAACAAUUCACUUGGGAGGCUGAUCCUCCACACAUGGAUGGACUCCUUGCCCUCCAGCUGACUGAUUUUACAGCAGUUUUGUGACCAGGUGCCUGGUGCUCCUCUGGAUUUUGCUGUUUAACAACAGGACAAAUCUGAUUUUACAGCAGUUUUGGGACCAGGUGCCUGGUGCUCCUCUGGAUUUUGCUGUUUAACAGGACAAAUCUGAUUUUACAGCAGUUUUGGGACCUGGUGCCUGGUGCUCCUCUGGAUUUUGCUGUUUAACAACAGGACAAAUCACAUCUGGGGAACUCAGAGCUGGUUAAAAGCAGUUUCUCUGACCCAAGUGCCUGGAACCCUUCAGUGUGAAAGAGCUGAUUUCAGUGAUCUUCCUGUCAGAUCUGUGUGUCAGUCUGUGCUGCACAGGACACAGAAAACCCAGGUGUAAAAAGAUUGGUUAAGGAAGUGAGGAUAAAAUAUAUAUAUAUAUAUAAAAAUAUGUAAAAACCUCCCUAUUACCUAAGAUAGAACUGGAAAUCCUGUGCCUGUUGCUUUGAAGAGUAUUUUCCUUGUGGAAGAUUUAAACAAAUGAGAAGCUGCAUUUUACAUUUGCUUUGUGAUGAGCUGAACAUUUAAUCUGGUUUCCAUUUCUCAUCUCCUCCCAGUGCUACUCUGCUCUGGCAGCAAUCACAGAAUCCCAAGAUGGGCUUGGAAAAGGCUGAGAAUUGAGAUUAUUGAGAAUUUCAGACUCUUCCACGUUCCUGUGUGAGCAGCCACGUGUGUCCCUUCACUGAUUUCUCAUUGUUGGAUUAAAGCUGUCUAAAACUCAGAUAAAAUCUCCACCUGGCCAAAGACUGAGGAAGAGGAGGAGGAACGAGCUAAAAAGUGGCUCCAAAGCAUUUUUGGGGCUGCUCAGGUGUUUGAGAGCCAGGGCCUGACGGUGAUGAUGCAUUUUCCAGUGUUUUUCCUUAAAAUCUCCAUCAGCUCUCAGCUGAAGGAGCCUGGCAGAGGUGCUGAACGCUGUACAGGAAUAUUUCCACCCCAAAAAAACUGAAUUCUGUGCCUUACCUGAGUCCUGCAGUGCAGUUUAGGUGUUUACUAAAGCCUGUUGCUUCUAGAACUCGUAGAGCAAAACAGCAGCCAGCACUUUUUGUUUGUUUUCUUUUUUUACACAGUGUUAUUCAAAGAGUUUUAUUUUUUGUCACAUAUAAAUUUGUACACAGAACAUUUGUUUUAUUUGACACAAUAUAUAUAAUUUUUAAUACAAACCUUUGCAUUGGAGGUGUCAAUCUGUGGUGGGGUUGUUCAGCCUGGGAGUGCUGAAGGAGGGAAGUUCAUGGUGUGCUUGUAAAUUUGGGAUAUUCUUCCUUUGUGUGGAAAAAAUGAGUUGGUUUGUGGCAUUUAAGUGGUGAAAAGCCUAAAAAUUCUGUGAGUCUGGUGUUAAAUUGUUGAAAUAUGAAGAUUUUCCAGCUGU
Molecule: messenger RNA, 3368 nt
Organism: Parus major (Great Tit)
Lineage: Eukaryota; Metazoa; Chordata; Aves; Passeriformes; Paridae
Gene: RIT1
Product: Ras like without CAAX 1
Exons: 5
Coding region: 95-745 (216 amino acids)
Biological process (GO): Ras protein signal transduction
Cellular component (GO): plasma membrane
Molecular function (GO): GTPase activity; calmodulin binding; GDP binding
Source: RefSeq, a predicted model, not a curated record